Molecule: messenger RNA, 4479 nt
Organism: Sitodiplosis mosellana (orange wheat blossom midge)
Lineage: Eukaryota; Metazoa; Arthropoda; Insecta; Diptera; Cecidomyiidae
Exons: 16
Coding region: 181-4311 (1376 amino acids)
Molecular function (GO): zinc ion binding; DNA binding; protein binding
Source: RefSeq, a predicted model, not a curated record
UUUGGAUUUUUAUAUUUCAAGCAGUAUUAUACCGCCCUGCAACAAGUGUCACAUUUGUUAUUUGUUGUCAAUCUCUCUUCUCCCCUCUCUAAUCAACGCGAAUAUAAAUCGUAAACGUGUAUAAGCUACUGAGAAUAUUUUGCUUGCAUAUUAUCAGUUUAAAGUAGAUGUUGUUUUGAAAUGAACGAAUUACUGCCAUACAAAAUUGAAUAUUCUGAGGGCGACCGAGACUGUGAAAGGUGCAAAAAGCGAAUUUCACAACGUGCUUUACGGAUUGCAAUACUGGUCCCGUCAAAUGAGGGCAGCUUUCAACGUCCGGAAUGGUAUCAUAGCAAUUGUUUUUUUAAGAUUCGCCGCCCAGCCACUCAAACGGAAUUCAGUGGAUUCGAAUAUUUGCGUAUUCAUGAUCAAAAUGCAAUAAAAAUCCAAUUAGGUGGACACGACAACGAAUCGAAAAAUAUGGUUAAAAUGACCAGUGUUAAAGUUGAAUAUGUAAAAACUAAUCAAGAAUCGUGUGCCGAAUGCCAACGAAAUAUAGCUAAAGGUAAAAUGCGUUUCGAAGCCGUGUCAAAUGAUGAAAAUGAAAAUGUAAACUCGAAAUUGUAUCACGUCGGUUGUUUUGAUCGCCUGAGAUCAAAGCUGAAGUGGCUAAAUUUAGCUGAAUCCAUAAUUGGUUUCCAAAAACUAACUGAUGAGGAUAAAGAAUUUAUCAAGAAGCGGUUCUCGGUGAUAAAGUCAAAUUCCGCAAGUAAAUGUGGUUUGAAAAGAGUAGACAUUGUUCCAAACGCCAUAGCGCGCAACAACAGCCAACCUCUGCGUAAUAUGGAAUUCAUGGCAAUUGAGAGUUGGGCAAAAAGGAAAGAAAUCGAAAGGAUUGUCGAAAGGAUGGGAGGAAAGGUUGUGAGCAGAAUACAUAGAAAAUUGGCAGCUGUAAUUUCCAAUCAAGAAACUCUGGAAAAAAUGGGAAGAAUAAUUGUUAUCGCCAAGAGUUACAACAUUCAAGUCGUUUCAGAGAAUUUUUUAAUCGAAGCACAGCACAGUGAUCCACUUUGGUAUAUCAAAAAUUACAGUCUGUCUAAGUGGGGAGGUGAUCCGUACGCUCGCAUUGAAUCGAACAAAAAAUUGGCGGACAUCAAAUCCCCUCCACCAACUGCAGCUAUUCAUCAAUCAAAAGACCAAAAUGGUACUAAUGGAAAAAGCCGACGGAAUGAAAAUGGAAUAGUACCAUGGCGGGAAGAAUCAACAAUGAAUAAAAAAGCAAAUAAUUUGAAAACAGUCAAUCAACAUGACUCAGAUGAUAAGCCCGAUCCAGAUUCCAAAGAUCAAAAUAAUGACACCACUUCAGAGUUGCAAUUGUUAUUGACUACAGCUCAUACUUCUUCUGAUGGGGUUAUGAAUCGGAUUGAGGGAUUGAACGUGUUUUGUAAUCAUUACAAGAACGUGAAAGAAUCUGAAAUCAAUGGUGACAAUUCGGAGUCUUUAUGCUCCUAUUUUGGCGGUUUAAAUGAUGUAUUAACGCAGUUUAAAACAAUGCUUGACGAAUUGGACGUGAAACAUAGUGGAAUUAAGGUGAUGCGAGAGAAUGUCGAAAACUUGAACCGAUAUUUGGAAACGGCCAAAGUCUUGAUUGAGACGAAAAAGUUCUCAGAGGCGGUUGAAAUUUACACUACAGCACUCGAUAUGAAGCUAUUAAACACGAUGUCCACCUUUGAGCUCUUGUUCGAGCGUGCGUUCGCCAAUUCCAAGACUGGAAACUUUCGUAACGCAAUCGAUGAUUGUACCAAGGCAUUGUCCAUCAAUUCAGCUCAUAUCAAUUGUAAAUUGCUGCGAGCCCAAUGCUAUUAUUAUCUUGAGAAUUUUGAAGCAUGCAUUCGAGAUUACGAGUCGGUACAAAGUUCCACCGAAAUUCAAGAAAACACUGAAAGACUCGAUGAAGUGAGCUCAAAACUCGAAAGUGUUAGAAAUGAAAUGCAACGAAAACUAGCUGAAGAUAAAAAUUCUACCGGAAAACGCCUAGUUUCAUCACUCAAAUAUCAUGCAGCUAAGAAAUUUUUUUCAGAAGCGAUUGAAUUAUGGCCAGACAAUGUAAUUUACUAUCAAAAUCGUUUGAAUUGCUUAAUUCGAAUGGGAGAAUACAAACGGGCUCUACAAGAUUGUCAACGUAUUAUUUCUAUCAAUCCAAAUUGUGGGUUUGCAUAUGAGCGGCAGGCUAAGUGUUGUUUAAUUCUCGGUGACUAUGAUGGUGCUGAACGAGCGAAUAAAAAACUUGAAGAGCAUCCCACUUAUGUAACAGUUUGCAAUAAAUACAAAGAUUUGUGCGUUCGGUUAAGACAAUCUGAAAAUGUCGCCAAUCAAAACUAUCAAAGUCAGAGAUUUUCGCUUGCAGUUCAUGCAAUUAAUCGAGGCUUAAAUAUCUUGCCCGAAAGUGUGCAUCUCAAAUUGCUGAAAGCUGAGUAUUGUAUGCACCUUGGUCAACUCGAGGAAAUACGAAAACUGGAAGUUGUGCCGGAUAUUGCAUAUGCCGAUCGGUGUUAUCUGAAAUGCCUCUGUUUCAACCAUCAAGGAAAUUUAAAACAGGCCUUAUCGCAAUUAUCGAAGGGGCUUGAAGAUGAUUCCAGCCAUGACAGAUGUAAAUUAAUGCAAACAAAACUCAAAAAUAUUAUCAAGAAGAAAACAAAUGGAGAUGAUUUGUUUGCUGAACAAAAAUAUCGUGAAGCGGUUGCAAGUUACACAGAAGUACUGGAAAAUAUAUCAUUCAAAAAUGAAUUUGUGUUUAAAAUUUUGAAUAGUCGGGCCUCAGCACAACUUAAUCUGUUAGAACACGAUCUUGCGCUCAGUGAUUGUAUCAAAGCACUAAAUAUCAAACCGAAUCACAUUGAUACUCUCCUAAUCCGGGCAGAAUGCUAUCAAUCGAUUGAUAAUUUUGAUGGUGCCAUCAAAGAUUACAAGAGUGCAUUGAGCAAUGGACGAAUCAAUAGCCAACAGAUGGACGAUAUUCAAUCAAAAAUCAAAAUGGCACAGAGGCACAAAGAUGCAAGUGAAAAGAAACGUGCUGGCGAUGAGAAAUUCGCUUUGAAUAACAUGCCAUUCGCAUUAAAGGACUAUGACGAUGCUAUUGCUUUGUGGCCAGAGAAUGUUUCAUAUUACGAUAAACAAGCCGCUUGUUACGUGAGAAUGGGAAACUACAAUAAAGCCAUUGAAAUUUAUAAGCUAGCGUUGACAAUCAACAGUAGUCACUGUGAAGGUCACUAUGGCCUAAUCAAAAUGUAUAUAGCACUGGGCGAUGUCUUUUCCGCUGAAAGAACUAUCCAAAAUUCUUUCGAAUUUGUACCGAAAAAUGAUUAUGUCAUUAACAAGUACAAACGAGAAUGUACGGAUUUAAAAGCAUUAGAGGAAAAGGCAAUGGAAUGUUAUAACAAGAAGGAUUUUUCAUCUGCACUUUCUAAGAUUGAUUUGGCACUAAAAAGUGCACAUCGAAGCCUUAAAUUUAAAUUGUUGAAAGGGGAAUGCCUUGCUUUACUUGAACGUUAUGAGGAAGCAGAGCAAAUCGCCAUAGUAUGCCAAAUGUCCGAUCCGAAAAAUGCAGAUGUCGUUUAUAUCCGUGCCUUAUGCUGGUACCAUAAAAAUUGGCAGGAAGGAAUCAAACAUUUGAAAAAUGUAAUCCUUCUGGAUCCGGAUCAUAAAAAAGCAAAAUCGUUGCUCCGAAAUGUAAAGAAUUUUGGGGAGAAGGAAAAACUUGCUAACGAAAUCUUUCAACGAGAACAAUAUCGAGAAGCAAUUGGAGAAUUCGCUGAAGCUCUCGAAAUGUGUCCGAAAGAUAACAAACUUAUUGCAAAUUUAUUGUACAAUCGGGGUUCAGCCAACUUAAAAAUUGGACUUCUUCGUGAUGCAAUCAAAGAUUGUACGAAAGCAAUGUCAACUGACCAAUCCAUCUACGCUAAAGCUUUGCGUAUUCGUGCCCAAAGUUAUAAGCACAUGAGAAAUUUCUCGAAAUGCGUUAACGAUUACGAGGAGUUAGUAAGACUUGAAAACACUACAAUGGACCGAACGAUGCUAAUUGAUGCGAAGAUGAACUUAGCAAAAUCUCGAUCAAACAACUAUUAUGACAUAUUAGAUAUUCCAAAGACUGCCACUGCACCUGAUAUUAAGAAAGCAUACCGCAAACUCUCAUUAAUUCAUCAUCCAGAUAAACAUGCAGAUGCAUCGGAGCAAGAGAAACAUGAGCAACAGGAAAUAUUCAAAAAGAUAAACGUUGCUUACGAAACUCUAUCGAAACCCACGAAAAAAAUGUAUUACGAUCAAGAAAAUUGAACAUUAUAAAUUGUUAUGCAUUUUAAUUCAUUGAAAAUAAGACUUAUGGUUCAAUGAAUGCAAUUUUGGUCAUUCGAUGUAAUUGAUAUUAAACUAUUUUACCUCUCCUUCCAUUUUCGAAACUUUCUUGAAGCAAUAAAGACAUAACAAUUGAAAAUUAGAAUUAAA